AUGAAAUCAACUGUUUUACUUGUUGCUAUCUUAUCUCUAUUAAGUUUUGCAACUAUUUACUCUAUUAAAAGUCUAGAUAGAUAAGAAACUGAGUACUCGGAUUUAUAACUCUGUUUAAAACCUAUAGAUCCAGAUAUUGGUAUAGAUGUAGGAACUCUUGUACUUAACAGAUGCCAACAAAAUAUGACUUUUAAUAUAACUUUGGAGACAGGAACAAUAAUUAAAACUAAUUGUCUUGGCUAUCUUGAAACUUAAGCUAUUAGCUAAAUUCCCUCAACUGGAGUUGUUGGAUUUGAAUGGAGACAAACUGCAUGCUGA
Molecule: messenger RNA, 318 nt
Organism: Tetrahymena thermophila SB210
Lineage: Eukaryota; Ciliophora; Oligohymenophorea; Hymenostomatida; Tetrahymenidae
Product: transmembrane protein, putative
Exons: 1
Source: RefSeq, a predicted model, not a curated record